Messenger RNA from Cuscuta campestris, 1076 nucleotides. The record is from the annotation of a GenBank genome assembly. Lineage: Eukaryota; Viridiplantae; Streptophyta; Magnoliopsida; Solanales; Convolvulaceae.
CCGAUUUCCAAGCUAAUAAUUCUCCUAUCCUUGCACACACACAUACUCUCUCCCCCCCUCUCUUUAUUCCUUUUCCUUACUUGCUCAACUCACCCCACCUCACGGUCAGCCUAUGUGGUGGUUUAUUACCAUCAAAUUGGUGCUUUCAUUGAGAGCAAGAGACACUCGUAUGUUAACUCGCAAACAAAGAGAAUGGUGCAGAUAAGGAGCAACAUCCUCGCUGCCAAGCCACAUCAACAGCGAGGGAAACAACCAAGCCAAUGGUAAUGGCACCGAUGUUAUCACCUUGGCACCCGAUGCGAUCCUGGCUCCAGGCUAUUGUUUUUGCGCUCUUCGCCCUCAGCGGAAGCGGGCGUGGCACUAGAGCCACCCUAGCUCCGAGAACCCCCAUCACCAAACACGCCACUACUUCCCAGGUGAAGGGGAAGAAGAUCCGAAGAAGCAAGAGGGCCGGUAAAGCCCCGGUGGUGGAAGAAGUUAUUGUGGAGGAUGUUCCCGAGGAAGGAGACUCCAGUGAAGAUACCGUGCUUGGCUUUUUUGCUUAUACCGUCGCAUUUCUGAGCAGACUAUACAUCGUGCUUGGCUAUUUAAGGUGUGAAGGCGAUACACUAAUUGGCUCUCUGCCAUUAGAAAAGAGAAGAAAGGAACACAAAAGGUUCGUGAGGAGGGCUAGAAUGUAGAUUCAUAAAUUAGCUUUCCAUGGGAAGACAUACAAUGAGAAGACGUACACAAAUGAGAAGUUAAAAAAUGUCUCGCGUGAUUGUACAUCUAUGUAAGAGGCCGUCCGUGAGGAGGGCUUGAAUGUCACACCGGAUGAGAUCUAGAUCACUACAGUUGGUUGACAUGAUACAAAGAAUCGUGUUCACAGUUUUGGAGAUCUUGCACGGAGCCUCCGAAGAAUGGAUGGAAGUUAGGCGAGACGUUCUAGCACAAGCUCAAUGUGGGAUCCUCGUGAUGAUGAAAUUAAAAAAAUUGAGGGAGGAGCUUGAUGACAUCAGAGAAUCUCAUGCGUGUGAAUUGUUAUCGAUUAAAGAGGAGAUGGAGAACUUAUCCCACAAUGAAAUGAUCAUGGUUAU